Penicillium atrosanguineum is the source of this 726-nucleotide messenger RNA. RefSeq lists its product as uncharacterized. The coding region runs from base 1 to 726 and encodes 241 amino acids. The transcript has 2 exons. The record is from RefSeq and is a predicted model, not a curated record. Lineage: Eukaryota; Fungi; Ascomycota; Eurotiomycetes; Eurotiales; Aspergillaceae.
AUGGCUCCCAUUCGUCGCUAUCUACGCAUCAGCAAACAUUCUGUUAUCGAGUGUCGUAUCUACUUGGACAGUCCUUCCGAUAACCGAUGGCUCCUCGACUCCCGCGAUCCCGUGCUUCCUCGGGUCUUUGAGGCGAUCCGCCCACUGGUCUUGCCCAAGCUGCGCGAGGAGAAUGAGCGACUAUGGGCGCGCAAGAAGAGCAAACCCGUCAAGGAUGUAAUCGCUGAGGAUGAAUUCGAGGUGGCCAUCUUCCUGCGCGAAUCCCGUACUCGCCAUUCACUUUUGACGCGACAGAAGACAUUCGAACAGCCCGGUAAGAAGGGAGACGCGUCGACGGGAACCAAGCCUGGAAAGGGACUGUCAGAGUCGGCGACCGACUCAUCCAAGCCCAUCGAUGUGGAGAUCAUCCCCGACAGUGACGAGGAGCCCGAGUUCGACCUACGCAAUAUCCCCCAGGCCGAAGACCAGCCAAAAGAAAGGGAUCCAUCUCCGCGAAGGAAAAGGAGAAGAGUACAGGCGAACUCCCCGGAAGCUGAAACUAAGGACGAGAAAAAGCUCGGGUUCCUUACGCAUUAUGAAAGCUUCAAUAUCUGUGGUUGGGUGUUGUGUCUACUCAUCACCCGUAAAGGGGAUAGAGCCCGGCCAAGUGCUGCGACCGAGCCCAAGCAGCCACUCAUGGAGCAAUGGAUCUCAACCCAGGCCCAGACAGCUGCUGACGAGGAUUGA